This is a messenger RNA of Botrytis cinerea B05.10, 444 nucleotides long. RefSeq lists its product as hypothetical. The record is from RefSeq and is a predicted model, not a curated record. Bases 59 to 379 code for a protein of 106 amino acids. NCBI's taxonomy places the organism in Eukaryota, Fungi, Ascomycota, Leotiomycetes, Helotiales, Sclerotiniaceae. The transcript has a single exon.
GCAAGAUACAACUGCCACUAUUCCUAGCGCUCCUGAAUAUCCGCAACGAGCUGAAAUUAUGAAACUUUUAUCAGACGGUGCGUGGGAGAAUCGUCUAUGGAUGAUUGAAACUUUGGAGAAACAAGGCUUAAUCGAUGUGAAAGCUGUGGUCCACCCUAUGUUGAGAUGGAACAAAGUUCAGGAAUUCAUGGAUUCGACGUUCCCAAUAACGAUGAGCAUGUUCCCGCUGAAGUUAUGGACUGAAGGGGACCGAGAAAAGUAUGGGCCGCUCUUAGUCCCAGUAUUGAAGAAAUUUUUGCUCGACAAGUACGGCAAUGAUUCACCAUUUGAUCUGAGGAUUGCCAUAACUGCUACAGCAAUGAAAUCAUCUGAAAAUUAGACAGACGAUGAUUAGGAACAUGGUUUACGUAUUACGUCGCAUUGAGUAGACGACAAUCAAAUUGA